Hyla sarda is the source of this 1907-nucleotide messenger RNA. It is a transcript of the gene RARS2, whose product is annotated as arginyl-tRNA synthetase 2, mitochondrial. The coding region runs from base 134 to 1864 and encodes 576 amino acids. Gene Ontology annotation, cellular component: mitochondrion. The transcript has 20 exons. Lineage: Eukaryota; Metazoa; Chordata; Amphibia; Anura; Hylidae. Gene Ontology annotation, molecular function: arginine-tRNA ligase activity; ATP binding. Gene Ontology annotation, biological process: mitochondrial translation; arginyl-tRNA aminoacylation. The record is from RefSeq and is a predicted model, not a curated record.
UGCCGGGGGCGGGUCAUACGGAAGCACGUGUGUCUGGUGAGAAGCCGCUUCCUGUGUCCUGUCCUCAGUUCACAUGGUGCUUUCAGCCUCAUAACGCAGGUCGUCUGUAUCUGGACGUGCACUGCGGAGGGCCAUGGCUUGUUACUUCAGGAGAGCAAUAGCGGAGCAGGUCUCCCAAAUUCUUGGAGUGACGUCAGAAAAAAUAAUAGAUCAUGUUCAUGCAAUUCCAGUCAACAGGAAACGCUCAUCGCCUGAUUUUCGGCUUUUUUUGAAGUCUGUGUUGGAUGAUCCUGCUGAUGCGGCCUUUUACCAGGAAAAGAUAGAGAAAUUAUCAGACAGGCUGGUUGCAGACUCAGUAGUUAGUAAUUUCGGCUUAACGCGGGGACUCCUGACCGUCACAGUCAACAGACCAUUAUUGGUUAAGAAAGUUAUGCACAAAAUAAGACAAGAUGGCUUCAGAUAUGGAUUUACUUCUGAGCUUUUGUCAGGCUUUCCAAAAGGUUUGACAUUGGUGGAAUACAGUUCACCCAACAUUGCCAAAAAAUUUCAUGUUGGACAUUUGCGAUCCACAAUAAUAGGAAAUUUUAUAGCAAACCUCAAGGAGGCAGCUGGUAAUAAAGUUGUAAGAGUAAACUACUUGGGUGACUGGGGUCUACAGUUUGGUCUUUUGGGUGCUGGCUUUAGCAAGUUUGGCUGUGAAGAUAAGCUCAAGACUAAUGCUCUACAGCACCUUUUUGAGGUCUAUGUGAAGGUCAAUGCAGCAGCAGAAAAAGAUGAAGAGAUGAAGCAGUCUGCUCAGGAAUUUCUGCGAAAACUUGAGAGUGGCCAUCCACAAGCCAUAUCUCUAUGGACACACUUUAGGGAUUUGAGCAUAGAAGAAUAUGCUAAAGUCUAUAAGCGACUUGGUAUUAAAUUUGAUGAAUAUGCUGGCGAGUCCUUUUAUAGGGAAAAAUCCCAAGAUGUCUUGAACCUUUUGCGAAGCAAAAACAUUCUUAAGAUUACCAAAGAAGGUACUGGAGUGGUAGACCUGACAGAAAAUGGAGACCUAUCAGCAUUUGCAACAGUAAUGCGUAGCGAUGGAACAUCCCUGUAUAUUACAAGAGACGUAGCUGCUGCAAUUGACAGAAUGGAAAAAUACAACUUUGAUGAAAUGGUAUAUGUGACCGAUAAAAGUCAACAAAGCCAUUUUCAAAAUUUAUUCAAGAUUUUAAAGAUGCUUGAAAAAGAUAAAGUAGACCGCUGUCAGCAUGUUAACUUUGGGAGAGUACAGGGAAUGCAGACCAGAAGAGGGGAUGUGAUUUUUCUUGAAGAUGUCUUGGAUGAAGCACGUUCAAGGAUGCUGCAAAAUAUGGCUAAAGCUCAAACAAGUAAAACCACCGAAUACCCAGAGGAUACUGCAGAAAAAAUUGGUGUGGCUGCUCUUAUUGUACAGGAUUUUAAAGGCCAACUUCAGGCAGAUUACCGUUUUAACUGGGACGAAGCACUGCAAAGCUGUGGAGACACUGGUGUCUUUUUACAGUAUACACAUGCACGAUUGCAAAGCUUACUUACGCUUUGGAAUACCAGCGAAGAAGAAGACUUCAAUGUGUCCUGUCUGCAGGAACCUUCUGCUAUUGCCACCUUGCAGCAUCUUCUUAGAUAUGAUGAAGUAAUAUACAAGACACUGAAGGAACUUCAACCAAGAUAUUUGGUUUCUUAUCUCAUGGGUCUUGGUCAUUUAGCUAAUGUGGCACAUCACUCUCUCCACGUUAAAGGAAGCACCCAAGAAGUUGCACAUGCUCGGCUUCAUUUCUUUAAUACCAUACGGGUAGUUCUUGCAAGUGGAAUGAAACUUCUUGGGAUUACACCUGUUGAUAAAAUGUAAGGAAUGCCAAUAAACAUUAUUUUAAUAAAAUAUCUACAUGAAA